Messenger RNA from Xyrauchen texanus (razorback sucker), 5809 nucleotides. RefSeq names its product oxysterol-binding protein-related protein 3-like. Gene Ontology annotation, cellular component: perinuclear endoplasmic reticulum; cytosol; plasma membrane. The record is from RefSeq and is a predicted model, not a curated record. Gene Ontology annotation, molecular function: cholesterol binding. Lineage: Eukaryota; Metazoa; Chordata; Actinopteri; Cypriniformes; Catostomidae. Bases 200 to 2641 code for a protein of 813 amino acids. The transcript is spliced from 22 exons.
CUGCACGAGAGGCUUCUGUAGACUUAAAACCUUUAUCCACUUCCACCUUCCGUGUCACUCUCGGAUUACAGUGUUUCGUCACGGAUGUUUAGGUCUUGGUAACAUUUCCUCGCAGCGAAGCUACCGAAUAUCUGGCCUCGGCAGGUAGAGGAAGAGGGAUGGUGAGUCCGGUGACAGUCACUAGUAAGUUAAUUGCAAUAUGAGUUCAAAAGAGCAAAAUGGACCGGUUUCUCCAAGGAUGACAUCACCCAUGCCCACCUCACCAACCAUGACAUCAUUACCUCAAAGAAAAGAGAGUAACUCCUCAGGUGAAGACAAUAAACAGGACAACUGGGAGUUGGUUGAGGACUUACGGGCCUUGACAGGAAAUAUUCAGAAACCUGAGAAGCAAGAGGGUUUGCUGCUGAAAAAGAGGAAGUGGCCAAUGAAAGGCUGGCAUAAGCGAUAUUUCUUGCUUGAAAGGGGCAUCCUUACAUAUGCCAAGACAGGGACUGAUCUGAAGAAGGGAAGGUUACGAGGUCGCAUUGAUGUUGGUCUCUCUGUCAUGGCCAUGAAGAAGAAGUCAAUGUGCAUUGACUUGGACACAGAGGACAGUAUCUAUCACCUCAAGGUGAAGUCUCUGGAUCUGUUUGAACUGUGGGUGAUGCAGCUUCGUCAUCAUCGAACAUUCCGUCAAAACGAGAUCGCCAUGGAACCACACGAGCGACAGCUGCAAUCUGACCACACCUCCAUCAGAAGACGCUCCUUUCUCUCCAAGCAGCCUUUAACCCUACUGAGAAACGGCUACCGCCAAAACUCACAAGACAUGGAAAAGUGCUGUAAAGAUCUGACAGAGUGCGAGUCCUCAUUGCUAGAAUUAAAUCUGCUGCUGAAAAAUAUGGAAGUUCUGCACAGAGCAUUCUCAGCACCUGCCAUCAACUCACUACAGACUGAAGGCUCCAAAAAAGAGAAACGAGGACACAGAAAAUGGCGAUCCAAAAAUCAUCACAAGGAUUCGAAAAACACAUUACAUAUUGCUGACACUUCAUCUUCUCGUCUCCACGUGUCGCAUCCAAACCUGGUGUAUUCAGAGCCAGUUUCUGCAGAGCCAUGCCUGGACUGUCCAGACUCACCUACAGAAGCUUCUCAAAUGCAGGAGGAGUUUUGUAGGCUUGCCGGCACUGUUCAUUCCACUCUUCGGUCAGCAUACACGUCUGUUUUGGCAGAGAGAGACCGAGUCAGAAAUACAUUGGACAAUAUCAGUGAGAUGGAUGUCUUUGAUGGGCCACGCCCACUACUACAGCAGGUGUCCAGUGAAAGUCGAGGGUCAAUCCCAGAAUCCCUUCAAUCCUCAGAGUUCUUUGAUGCUAAAGAGUAUCUGCUGUCUGGCAGCUCAUCUGAGAAUGAGGUGUCGGAUGAUGACUCGAACAUCAGUGAUAUCAGUGACAGCACAUCAGUGGAGUUUUGCAGGAAUGAGAAUCGCAUCGUGCAUGAGAAAUUAGGCAAUGGCAAAGAGAAUGUCGUGAUACGGCGAGAGCGGUUGCCAAGUUCACGUAUGACCGAGAGUGUGAAUCUGUGGAGUAUUCUGCGCAGUAACAUAGGUAAAGACCUAUCCAAAGUGGCCAUGCCUGUCCAACUCAACGAGCCAAUCAACACCCUGCAGAGACUGUGCGAGGAAUUUGAAUACUGCCACCUGCUGGACACUGCUGCAAACACACAUGAUCCACACAUGCGCAUGGUGUAUAUAGCAGCAUUUGCUGUGUCUGCAUAUGCAUGUUCAUUCACUAGAGCAGGAGGAAAACCCUUUAAUCCUAUACUAGGAGAGACGUAUGAGUGUGUCCGACUAGAUAAAGGCUUCCGCUUCAUUUCUGAACAGGUCAGUCACCACCCACCUGUGUCUGCUUGUCACUGCGAGUCCAAGAACUUCACACUUUGGCAAGAUGUCCGAUGGAAGAAUAAGUUUUGGGGGAAAUCUAUGGAGAUCGUUCCCAUGGGAAUCACUCAUUUAGAGUUGCCAGGUUUUGAGGAUCAUUAUGAGUGGAGUAAGGUCACUUCCUGCAUUCAUAACAUUCUGAGUGGUCAGCGCUGGAUAGAGCACUAUGGGGAAAUGUCAGUCAAGCACACCACCACCAUGGGAGAAAUCAGUCAUUGCAAAGUUACUUUCUUUAAGGCAAGAUCUGGAGGUUUGAAUGCUAAUGAGGUGGAGGGUGUGGUCACUGACUCAGAGGGGCGUGUCAUUCACUCGCUGUUUGGCAAAUGGAAUGAGGCAUUGUUUUUGGGCAAACCACCUUCAGCUACCUGCAUCUGGAGAGCAAAUCCCAUGCCUGAGGACUAUGAGGAGUUCUAUGGGUUCUCCCAGUUUGCAAUUGAGUUGAAUGAAUUGGAGGAGAGUCUAAGUCCCCUUUUACCCCCAACAGACACACGCUUUAGACCAGACCAAAGAUUACUGGAAGAGGGUGAUGUUGCUGGAGCAGAAGAACAGAAAGAAAGGAUUGAAGUGCUCCAAAGAGAGAGGAGAAAAGUUCUACAAGAAAACAACAUGACACACUCACCCCGAUUCUUCAAGCGUUCUGAAGAUGACUCCUGGAAGAGCAAUGGCACAUACUGGGAACUCAGGAAGGACCCAGGAUUCAGCAAAUUGGAUUUUCCUGUUCUUUGGUGACCACCAAUGGAAAUGUUUCUUUGUUUUUUUUUUAGUUUCUGCUCUGGCUGUAUGGAACACUACUAUUUUGUUAUACAAAACAAAAGCCUUAAUCAUUAUUCUCAGUAUGGACUUUUAAUGCCUGAUGGUGCCAUGUUCCUUUCGAUAAACAUUUUUGCCUUGGCAAACUGCCUGGCUGUUGUCUGGAUUUAAAUGCACUGACAAAUUACCCUUGCAAGUGCCUGGCUAUAUUUAGGUUAUUUAUAUUCAAUAUAUUUAGUUCAUAUAUAUUCAAUAAUUGAAGAAUAAUCAUAUUAAUAAAUUCAAUAGGUUAUUUAAUAUUAUGACUGGAAUGCAGAGGUGUAAACUUCAAGAAUAAACACUUACAACACUGAUAACUACAGAGGGUUUAUCUCAUGAAAACAAAGUCCUAUUUCACCCCAAAAUAAAAAUAGAUAAUUUGCUUAAAGAAAAUUAAAACAAUAUUUAGGACUAUGAAGAUCCCCUCUUAUUCAUUUAAUAUAAAGCAACAAAAAAAAAUCUCAUUCCUAUUACUGUAAUGCAAAAAAUGAAUGGAUGUAUUUAUACAGCAAUGUAGUAUUUUUAUAUUUCCUUUCAUUUUUGCUGAUUUAAAAUAUAUUAUGCAUCAUGAUUUUUAAGAUGAUUGAUUAUUUUGAUCCAAAAAAUCUUAAUGGCACUACAAAUAGGCUUAAUUUUCUUUAAAAUAUUAUAAAAUGUCAUUUAUUAUUUUCCUUUGAUUUUGGGGCAAACUUUGACCUAGACUGAAUAUUUUUGUGAGAUUCACCCCAAAUGAGCUUUUACUCCAUGAAAAGUUUGAAAGCCACAUUAAGAAAUAUUAAGUGACUCAAACAAUCCACUCAGAUAUUAUCAGAGAGUUAUUUCGAGAUUAAGCUUAGUCUGUAUAAUUUCAUGCACAUUCUGCACUUAUGAUUAUGUAAGGGAAAUAGAAAAAUAUAGCAUUAUAUCAAAUAUAUGUUAAAAAGAAAAUAUUGUUUAAAUUCAUUUUGAUUGUGUACUCUAUUAAUUCUGUGUUGUGUACAUACCUGGGCUUCUUUUUUGUUUUUUUAUGAAACUGAUGCAAUAGUCUAUAUGUACUCAUGAGGUAUGCCUGUUACACUUGAUAACUGUUGUCCUGUUUCUGUGAGGUGUGGAUGUGUUUUAGAUGUGAUCAACUAUUUUUUUUUCUUUUGACUGUGACAUUUACAAGGAUCUAAACAGAUCUUGGACUGUUGCUUUCAGAGAGAACAGAUUGCAUCAGCGCAUGACGUCUGACCAAAUGUUUGGUUUGGGCAAUAUAUAUACUAGGUCAAAUCCAAGAAACUUUCCCUGUUUUCAUUAGAGGGAUGCUUGUAGAUGUUCUCCUAUUGCUUAACUCUGAUGUCAGUUGUUAGUUUCUGCUUUUUAUUUAGCUACAAUCUUUAAUCAAUUAGGAAGAUAUUUUAUUUCUGACGGGGUAUAAUUUAACUAGGUAUCAUAAUUAACUUUCUGGAUAUUACUGGCAGGGCACCCCAUUACAGGUUGCUUUGAUUUAUGUAUGGCUAGUGGGGUUGUGUAACAAUAGGAAGAUCCCCUUUCCAUAGCGGGUCAUUUCAUAAACAUCAUUCAUACAUUGAAGGUCACGGUGCUUUCCUGAAGAGUCAUUGCUUUACUAUGUAAAUGUGCUCUCCAAUCUAAACUAUGAAACUGGAACAGAAGGCACUUCUGUAUUACAAAUGGCUGAAUGUGAAAGAGACAGACCUAAAGCUUUCUUUGUUAGCAUAAGAAAAUUAAAAAACAUGAUUCUUUUCUUUCUGUUUGAAACAUUGACACACAUAAAUGCUUUACUUGCUGGUAGUGGUGUUGUGCAGAAAUGUGUACAAGUGUGUAAUAUAUUUUGUAGAUAAAUGUAAAUAGAGAAGUGAAUGUGUGUUCAGAUGACGCAAUUGGGGAAAAUGUGGGGUUGACAUGAAAACAUGAGAGUAUAUCAGUAUGACCGCAGCUUCCUUUAUCAGACUUCAAGAGUGUUCAUUCCAGUUAAAGAAAAUUCCUAAAUCUAUUUCACAAUAUUUCUCUCUGUUUUUGUCAGAGGUCGCAUUGCUGAUACUUCCAGGUGUUAAAAGCUUGUCCAUCCUUGCUUAUCAUUUGUGGAUACAUGUCCCACUAGUUCUUCUGCUAACUUUACAACGUCAUCCUAAAAAGUUUCAAAGCAAGACACUCUAAUGUACUUUAGAUCUGACACUCAUUUCACUAAGAAAAUUCUCACACUUGUUUUACUUGCUACUACAAAUGCUUUUCUGUAUAUGGCUAUGUAGUAGUUUUUUUCCAACAUAAGCAUGAAUGUGAUUUGUGGCCAUUUUUUUGGUAAGAGAGUGUAUAACUGUAACCCGCACAAGAAGAGACAGUCACAAUGUAUAGUCAAACUGCGUUUAUUGCAGGCAAAGCAAAAGUACAAAUAGGGCAAAUCCAGAAGAGAGUGGUCGAGGGGAGCGUAAGGUCGAAGCCGGGGAAUCAGGAUAUGGCAACGUGGGAAAUCUACAAAAGAGUGGUCGUGGAAAGCGUAAGGUCGAAGCCGGGGAAAGCAGAAUCAGUAUAACAAGACAAUCGAGUCGAAUAGACAGGGGAGCUAGGGGAUCACUAGAGCUGACAAAGCGAAGGGGUAACUAAACAAUAACCAACACGAGUGAGACGAAAGGGCAGCGUAUAAAUAGAGGAAAACGAACAGUGCAGGUGAAACUAAUAAUCGAGUGAUUGGGACGAGUGCGGGUGAAACUAAUACUCUGGUGAUUGGAAGCGAGCGUGAGAGCCAGAGGGGGGUGAUUGGGAGCGAGCGUGUGAGCUCGAGGAAGCGGAGCGAACUAGAGGAGCGGGGUUCGUUACAAUAACAAAAUCUCUCAGAGCAUCUUCACUCAUCUGGCAGAAUUGUGCCUCUGUGUGCAUUUUUUCAUUUCAAGCUGUAAAUGUCGAUAAUUGCCAUUUUAAAUGUAUCCUUUAAAACAUAAUCAUUACCAUUAUUUCAGUUUUGUGUAUCUCUGUGUUUGGUUGGUUGGUUUAUGGUUCACCCAUUAUAAACAGAUGCAGGGGUUUUUCAAACUGGUGUCCGCAGGGGGUGCUGUGGUGGUCCAAGAUAAUUGUUUAGAGAGAAAAAAAGUAUAAAUGAGUAUAAAAAUAAAAUUAAAAUAUAGAUAUAAU